Molecule: messenger RNA, 504 nt
Organism: Sinocyclocheilus rhinocerous
Lineage: Eukaryota; Metazoa; Chordata; Actinopteri; Cypriniformes; Cyprinidae
Product: nuclear distribution protein nudE-like 1-B
Exons: 4
Coding region: 54-329 (91 amino acids)
Biological process (GO): regulation of neuron projection development; centrosome localization; cell migration
Cellular component (GO): kinesin complex; kinetochore; centrosome
Molecular function (GO): microtubule binding
Source: RefSeq, a predicted model, not a curated record
GACUCAAGGAGAAACUGGAGCAGCAGUACGCUCAGAGCUAUAAGCAGAUCGCCAUGCUGGAGGACGACCUGGUCCAAACACGUGGCAUCAAGGAGCAGCUGCACAAAUAUGUCAGGGAGCUGGAGCAGGCCAACGACGACCUGGAGAGAGCUAAGAGGGCCACCAUCACAUCCCUGGAGGACUUUGAGCAGAGGCUAAACCAGGCGAUUGAGAGGAACGCCUUCCUGGAGAGCGAACUGGACGAGAAGGAGUCUUUGCUGGUGUCUGUGCAGAGGCUGAAAGAUGAAGCUAGAGGUAAACUUCAUUUCAUUUCACAGCAUUGCCAUUAAAGGAAUAUAGCUGACAUUCCCCAUUUUUUAAUUUGACAUGAAGCAGAGAUUUUGACUGACAUUUCUUCACUAUUAUGGCGUGAAACGGCUUAUUGAAUGAGGCAGAGAAAUGUAUGGCACGACUUCAAUUUGUCCAUUGGGAAUUGAUUGCGGUGUAGAAGUGGCCACUUCAAAC